GGAUCACGAAUAUAAAUGUUACGGGUGUGCACACACACACACGCACACACCAGCAGGUGUCAAACUCCGAGACGAGGACGGUGUACAGUGAGUAGCAAAAUAACAGUGAAAUGUCUCGUCAAGGCCUUCGACCAGCCGAUCCAAAGAAAGUGAGUGGAGAGCUGUUCACAUUGACCUAUGGAUCACUUGUAGCACAGCUGUUGAAGGAUUACGAAAAUGUUGAUGAUGUGAAUCGUCAGCUGGAAAGAAUGGGUUACAAUAUUGGCAUGAGACUCAUUGAAGACUUUCUUGCCCGAGCUAACCCAGGCAGAUGCUAUGACCUCCGGGACACAGCAGAUAAAAUACAGCAAGCUUUCAAGCUUUACCUUGGAGUAUCACCAAGCAUUGGAAGCUGGAAUCCUGGUGGUGAUGAAUUUUCUGUUGUGUUAGAAACCAACCCCUUAGCAGAAUUUGUAGAGUUGCCAGACCACUGCCUUGGCCUCAGGUACUCCAACAUCCUGGCUGGAAUAAUCCGAGGAGCCUGUGAAAUGGUACAAAUGGAGGUGAUGGCUUGGUUCAUCGCAGACCAGCUAAAAGGAGACAAUGUGACAGAGAUCCGCAUCAAGUUUGUGAAAAGAUUAGAGGAUGCCAUUCCAGCAGGUGAAGAUUGAGUUUAAUACAUUUGCUCAAUAAAAUUUGAUAUACUUCAUUUCAUUUGCUAUAGGAACGUAGUUGUUAUGAACAUUUGUCUAAGUAGUGGUAUCAUGAAAUGUAGUGAAUUUUUUCAUAUCCAUAAAUGAUAGAUUGGUUUAUUCAGAAGAGAUACACAAAGGUCAAAAACAUUUGGGGAUGCAAUGAUUGGAGAUAGUUGUAGAAUACUGUCAUUCUGUGUGAAAAAUUCCAUGGAAUAUCAUAUAACUAUUUUGGGCAACUUUUCUCCUUAAGGGAUUUCUCUCUCUCUCUCUCUCUCUCUCUCUCUCUCUCUCUCUCUCUCUCUCUCUCUCUCUCUCUCUCUCUCUCUCUCUCUCUCUCUCUCUCUCUCUCUCUCUCUCUCUCUCUCUCUCCUUUUCUUUUUCAUACAUUGUAUAAGUAUUAUUGAACUGAUCUGCAGGAAAUAUACUCUACUCAGAGUACAAGCAAUAUCUGGUGUUGAGACUGUAAUUGUUAGAAAUCAUAAUAAGAGGAUUUUUCAUGUGUUUGGUUUUAGUCACAUAAGUUUGCAUAGUGCUGUAAAAUUUUGUAAUCUUUUGCUCUGAUGCCCUUGAUGUUUGGUCAUCAUCCUUGAAAUCUGUGGAAGAAACACUAAAAAGUGUUAAGAAACAUAAUUCAAGAUAACAUUGGAUCACCUAAUUAUCAGAUUUCCAAGAGAAAUAAUAAAUUUCUUAUAAUUUUUUCCUAUUCCUGUUAUGUAGGAUGUAUUGUACAUCAUACCAUGUUACUGUUAUAUGUAAAAAUAAAAAAAAAGUACUACUAACUUUA
This is a messenger RNA of Portunus trituberculatus (swimming crab), 1458 nucleotides long. It is a transcript of the gene Bet3, whose product is annotated as trafficking protein particle complex subunit 3-like. NCBI's taxonomy places the organism in Eukaryota, Metazoa, Arthropoda, Malacostraca, Decapoda, Portunidae. Gene Ontology annotation, biological process: intra-Golgi vesicle-mediated transport; endoplasmic reticulum to Golgi vesicle-mediated transport. The transcript is spliced from 4 exons. Gene Ontology annotation, cellular component: cytosol; cis-Golgi network membrane; TRAPP complex. The record is from RefSeq and is a predicted model, not a curated record. Bases 111 to 650 code for a protein of 179 amino acids.